Molecule: messenger RNA, 481 nt
Organism: Vavraia culicis subsp. floridensis
Lineage: Eukaryota; Fungi; Microsporidia; Pleistophoridae
Exons: 1
Coding region: 11-280 (89 amino acids)
Biological process (GO): snoRNA splicing
Cellular component (GO): U2-type spliceosomal complex
Molecular function (GO): metal ion binding
Source: RefSeq, a predicted model, not a curated record
AAAUCACCCCAUGAAGCAGAACAAAACGCACAAACUCGUGUGCAAAGAAUUUAAAGAGACCGGUACAUGCCGGUACAAAGAUGAUUGCAAGUAUCUUCACACAAUAGAUGUUGAUGACGAUAUUAUCUGCAUGAUAUGUAGGAAAGAAUACGAUGAGAAGGUUAUGGCUGAUUGCGGGCAUGCGUUUUGUUUGAAAUGCGCCUUUGACGAGUAUCAAAAAGAUGAUAAAUGCUACAAGUGCAAAAUAAAUACGUAUGGAAGGUUCAAACCGCUGUUUUGAUCGAUCAGAACACCGUUCACCAUACCUUCUGGAACACACGGUGCACAAUGCGGAACCAGACCAAAAUAUUCUUUGCUUAUACCUGGAAAGGGAAUAGAUUUUACCAGUGGCAGUAAACAUUUCAUUUUUGCAGAUUGGUCAGUGUGAGUGAACUCGUACAACUGCAAUUAUCUUUGCUGGACCUUAAUACGUUUAGAGAAU